Messenger RNA from Lampris incognitus (smalleye Pacific opah), 1492 nucleotides. It is a transcript of the gene fgf19, whose product is annotated as fibroblast growth factor 19. The record is from RefSeq and is a predicted model, not a curated record. Gene Ontology annotation, biological process: regulation of cell migration; positive regulation of cell population proliferation; fibroblast growth factor receptor signaling pathway. The transcript is spliced from 3 exons. Gene Ontology annotation, molecular function: fibroblast growth factor receptor binding; growth factor activity. The coding region runs from base 133 to 777 and encodes 214 amino acids. Gene Ontology annotation, cellular component: cytoplasm. NCBI's taxonomy places the organism in Eukaryota, Metazoa, Chordata, Actinopteri, Lampriformes, Lampridae.
CGACUAUCGCUCCAGCUGAUAAGAGAGGCGUUUAAAAGGGCUGUGAAGGCUCCUGCUGCACAGAGUGGCCAGCGCAGGAGCGGGACAGGCUGCUCAGAAUAACGCCAGCGCACGCAAAUCAUCUGUCACACCAUGGCAUGCGUAGUGUCUCUCGCCAUGUCCGUUAUCUACUUCGUGUUUGCUCUCGAAACGGCGUGCCUGCCGCUACCGGACGAAGGACCGUAUCUGACGAACGGCUGGGGCCAGGUGGUCCGCUUCAGGCAUCUGUACGCUGCGGGGCAUGGCCUGCACCUGGUGAUCAGCGGGGAUGGCAAGGUGCACGGCUCAGCUGAGCAGACCCUCUACAGUCUGCUGGAGAUCCGGCCAGUAGAUCCAGGCUGCGUCGUCAUCAGAGGUGUCGCAGCUUCACAGUUCCUCUGCAUACAGCGCAGUGGGAGGCUGUACUCAUCGAACACCUACACCCGAGAGAACUGCACCUUCCGAGAGAAGAUCCUGGCUGAUGGUUACAACAUUUAUGUCUCUGAAAAAUACGGCACGCUGCUGAGCCUAGGACACCACAGGCAGAAGCUCCAAAACCGAGGCCGGGGACUCCCAGCGCUCUCGCAGUUCCUCCCCAGGACCAGUACCCUGGAUCUACAACUGGCAGACUCUCUACAGGUCAUGGAGUAUCCAGAGCAGAGCAUGAAGCAGACACGGGCGCGAGACUCUGUGGACUCUAUGGACUCUUUCGGAAGAGCUGCUCAGGUCAUCCACAGCCCCAGCUUCAACAAGAGAUGAGCCCAGCUGCGGUUCCCUCACAGGGAGACGAGGUGCUCAUGAUUAGAGACACAGUUUAUAGCCUGCUGCUCCGUGUUCUGCAGCAGCAGCAGGAUCAGACUUGCACUUUGGGAUUAAGAAACCAAAGGUUGUACUGCCAGCCUGACGAUGACCUGGGAAAUGUGCACAAAGUCAUCGUUGUCCAACCAAAUGUGGUUCAACAGAAUAAGAGCAGAGUGCCGAAGAGGGGACGGGGAACCCUGGCACACGGGAGCCUGCUACCAUUCCCCCGAGAAUGAAGGAAGCGCAAGACUUGUAAAGGAGCGUGUUGGCCACAAAUUCCAAACGUCUCCCAGCAGAUGAGGCAGAAGGACCAUGCUACACCACUCCCGACAUGCAGGCUGCAGGGGGAAACCCAACAUACGCUUAUAGUGUCAGUAUUUAUUUAGCUAUUUAAAUGCCUCUUCAACUUUUUUGUAACAUUCAACAUAUGGACUGAAACUGAACUUGAGGCUUGAGUGUCUUUUGGUGAGCUCAGCUAACGUUUCAAAGAUGUGAUUAAAAUGGGCAGUAGGAUCAUGUGUGCUGUAAUCACUGCAUCACGUCUUCAUCUUUUACUUAAAUGGCGGCUGUUGAAGUUGUCAAGAAAUGAGCUGUGUUGUUUUACCUGUUCUUCCAGUAACCUCCACACUGGAAUGAUGUCUGUGAGGCAGCAAUGACGAAAAACAUCAAGGCA